UUUUUCCAUUUGUCCCCCACCCGCAUAUACCUUUUCCAUGCGUGUCGCCUUCUACCCUCGUACUCGCUCCCUUCACGAAAAGCAUGAAAUUACUUCCCCGUUAAGCUAAUCCAAAGCGCGAUACUACAAAAGAGAAACCCGGAGAAGCGAUGGGGGAGAAAUAGAAGAGAAGUAGAGGGCGCUCAUGGAGGUGGAGAAGAAUUCGGCGCCGGAUUCGGGGGCGACGGAGAUCGCGUUCUUCGACGUGGAGACGACGGUGCCGAGUUCGCGAGGGUCAGGGUACGCGCUGCUCGAAUUCGGCGCCGUGUUGGUGUGCCCUAGGAGGCUGGUGGAGGUGGGGAGCUACUCCACCCUCAUCCGCCCCGCCGACCCCUCCGCCAUCUCCGCCGCCUCCGUCCGCUGCAACGGCAUCACCCCCGACGUGAUCGCCAACGCUCCUUCCUUCGGCGAUGUCGCCGACACCGUCUUCGCCAUCCUUCAUGGGAGGGUUUGGGCAGGUCACAAUAUCAUAAGAUUUGAUUGCUUGAGGAUAAGGGAGGCGUUUGCAGAGAUUGGGCGGCCACCGCCGGAGCCAAAGGGGAUGAUCGACACCUUGCCAUUGUUGACCCAGCGGUUCGGUCGGAGAGCUGGUGACAUGAAGAUGGCAAGCUUGGCAACUUAUUUUGGCCUCGGACAACAGAAGCACAGGAGCAUAGAUGAUGUCCGGAUGAAUCUGGAAGUUGUCAAGUAUUGUGCCACAGUGUUGUUUUUGGAAGCAAGUCUCCCAGAUAUACUUUCCGUGAACAGUUUGGUCUACGAAAACAGGGAUUCCUCUGAGCUUGUGGCUCAUAUAGACGGAAUGAAGUUAGAUUGUGCGCAAACAGAUGCACUUAUUGAAGGUUGCAGUGGUUCUUCUAGGUUCUUAGAGCCUCAUGAAGUAUCUUCUAAACAUAUAAGUGCUCCAAUUAUCCCCUUCUAUCAAUCUGGUCGAAGAAUAGUUAUACAUCACAAAGAUAGCCCGCUACAGCUUUGUUGUAUGGGUUUGAGGAUCCAUUUUGGGGUAAGUGCAAAAUUUGUAGACACCGCUGGCCGGCCUAAACUGAAUAUAGUGGUCGACAUCCCUGAGAGUUUGUGUAACAUUUUGGAUGAAUGUGACAAACAAGCUCAGAAGACAUCUCAAGAAUCAGGAAGCACUUCAUUGUGGAGAGCUUUGAUUAGGAAGGAUGGCUCCUUGCGUCCUACCAUGCGCCUACGCAUACCUACCACAACAAAUGGCGAUUCUGCUAUCUACUCGACCGAGAUUUACCAAAAGGAACAAGCUGGGAACAUACAGAAGCUUGUUUUCACUAAAUUAGAUGUUGCUGAGCUUGAUUCCUUGUUUAUUCCGGGAAGUGUUCUUGAUGCAUUCUUCUGUCCCGAGUUAUAUGACUAUCAGCAGAAUGCGGGUAUAAGACUCGUGGCAAAAAGACUGAUACAUUCCAAAUGGCAUUAAAUUAUUUAGUGGUAGGAAGUAAUUAUUCACUAUUUGCUUCCCAAGUAGCACCAAUUUGGUAGUUGUAGGAUGAAAUUGUUAACUAAUUGCGUGUAAGAAAUUUGUUGUAAACUAUCCUCGUUGCCAAAAGUUGAUGAAGAAUGUCACUAAUGUAAGACAGUAGAUUUUAUUUGCAAAUGAAAGAUUGUUUGUUGAAA
Ananas comosus (pineapple) is the source of this 1668-nucleotide messenger RNA. RefSeq names its product protein NEN1-like. The transcript is spliced from 6 exons. Bases 185 to 1471 code for a protein of 428 amino acids. Gene Ontology annotation, molecular function: 3'-5' exonuclease activity; nucleic acid binding. Lineage: Eukaryota; Viridiplantae; Streptophyta; Magnoliopsida; Poales; Bromeliaceae. The record is from RefSeq and is a predicted model, not a curated record.